Molecule: messenger RNA, 2424 nt
Organism: Peronospora matthiolae
Lineage: Eukaryota; Oomycota; Peronosporomycetes; Peronosporales; Peronosporaceae
Source: the annotation of a GenBank genome assembly
AUGUUGACAAGAGCGUCUAUCGACCACCGAAGCAGCACUUCUUGUGGACGUGACGUCAGAUUGUCGCCAUUGACCUUGAAAGACGCGGCACGGGCUGAAAGAGCCAGCGACUACCCGGACACUAUCGUCGAUGCCGAGGAUCAGGUCGCUGGCACUUGUUGUGGAGUAUAUGCAGACAGUAGUGUAAGCAGUUCAGGGAGUUGUGAGAGCAGUGAAGAAGGUGAUGCAAUGGACAUGUCGCAGUUUUCGUUGGUGGAGCUGCAGGAGCAACUGGGCCAGCGCUUUGUCGAGGGCAUGAAUCCGUACGUGGAGCAGCUGCGACGGGAAGAGGAAUUGGAUUCAGGAGACGAUCUGAUGGAUAGCGAGAUCGAGAUGUCGGGUAGUACUCGAGAUGAAGAUUUGGAGCUGACGGAGUGGGAGAAUCCGUCGUACAUGGUGAAAGAUUUGGAUACGGGCGAGAGCUACCGAGUGGAGGAGAUUGACCAGCAGUUUACGCUUGUCACACUGGACUCGGUAGCAGCGCAACAUGAUCGCGAAGAAGAAGAGGAGAAAAGCUCGGAACGAACGACAAACGAGUCAACGUCUUCGUACUUGUUGUCGCUGUAUACGGCCGACGAGACGGCGGAUAUUGAGAUCGAAGACGAUCUGUUGGACCAUGGUGACGAGAUGAACGCGAGUGGCUCCAUGCGCGCCCGUAGCUCGAACAUGAUGGUGAUCUAUGUGCCAUGCGAUGAGCUGCCGGCAGGCCCACCUGUAAAGUGCACUUUUGCAGCCUGUACAGAGGUACAUCAGAGAGUGUCCGGGUACUGUGCAGACCAUGAAAUGAUUGCAAUGGAAGAAGAAGAUUCAAGAGCUCAGGCGCUGUAUUUGAUCCCUCAUGGUGCGCGGGCGGAACUUGUCACGAUUGGCAGCCACGGGUUUGCGUGCGACGCGUCAAACCGAUUGUAUACCGUGUACGCCAUUGAGAUGCGCUGUGUACAGUCCGGUGCAACAUGGAUGAUCUACCGCCGAUACCAGCAGUUUAAGGAGCUAAAUGACCGAUUACGUCCGAUGGGAGUGCGCGUUCCAUUGUUGCCUCCCAAAAAGCUGCUGGGCUCGUUCGAACCGGAUUUCAUCGCAAAGCGGCAGAGCGAGCUGUCGAAUUGGCUACACUGUCUGUUGAACUAUGACCGGGUAGAUCAGUCAGCCAAGAAUCCUCAUUUGGUCGAUGAGGUGCGCAAAUUCUUGACCAGCAAGGCCGACCAGCCACCACUUCUUCUGGACAGGCUGCCACUAAAGCGCUCACGAUUCUUCGGUGCAUCACUCGCCGAUGAAGAAGGCGAUGAAAUUGGAGAGUUAUCCGCGAACCACCGACAAAACGUCACGCUUCAGGAUUUCAACAUGAUUCAAGUCAUUGGUCGCGGCUCAUUCGGGAAGGUCGUGCUUGUGCGUCACAAAGCGACAAAAACGCUUUACGCGAUGAAGAUUCUGUCCAAAGAAAACAUUGUCCAGCGAAAACAAGUAGAGCACACCCGUACAGAGCGCCGUGUGCUUGGAUGUACACGACAUCCUUUCAUUGUCGGACUCCAUUACGCGUUUCAAACGGCGCGGCGGCUGUACUUUGUAUUGGACUAUUGCCCUGGAGGUGAGCUGUUCUACCACUUGUCUCGCAUGAAAAAGCUUCCGGAACACAUGGCACGCUUUUACGCCGCGGAGAUUACGUUGGCUCUCGAGCAUUUACACGGGCUCGGGGUUGUGUAUCGCGACCUGAAGCCCGAAAACAUCCUGCUCACAAAGGAUGGACACAUAAAGCUGGCAGAUUUUGGACUUGCGAAAGAAAAUAUACAUGGAGGAGCUAAUGGCACGAACUCGUUAUGUGGAACUCCCGAGUAUCUCCCACCAGAGAUCCUUGAUCGUCUCGGUCACGGAACAGCAGUGGACUGGUGGAACUUGGGCAUGGUAUUGUAUGAAAUGCUCACGGGUCUGCCGCCAUGGUACACAAAUGACCGCAAAAAGCUGUUCGAGCGGCUCCGCUCAGCGAGACUGCAUUUUCCGCCGUACAUAUCUCGGCGGGCUGAAGCACUGAUUCGACAGUUGUUGAACCGAGACCCGACUGAACGUCUCGGUUCAAAGGGUGCGCAGCAUGUUAAGAGCCAUAUUUUCUUUGAGGAUGUUGACUGGGCGAAAGUCGCGAUGAAGCAAGUAACGCCUCCAUUUCGGCCGUGUAGGUCGACAUCAAACGACGAUGAGGCUCCGCUGAAUUUCGAGGCAGAAUUUACACGUCUUCCUCUGCCUAGUGCUGAUGGUGCAGUAACAAGUCCACACAGUGGCCGCGGCGUGAGUGCUUUGGGAAUACGCUCGCGACGGGACUCGGACAUGUUUAAGAAUUUCACGUACGAGAGUCCCGGGUAUCUCGAGUCCAUAGCGAAGAAGGAGAAUGUCUAA